AUGAAAAAUGACUCUUCAGUGAUUGAGUUUAUCCUUGUGGGAUUAACAGAGCAGCAUAAGCUCCAGCUGCCUUUGUUUCUUCUGUUUUUGGUCAACUAUGUGGUCACCAUCAUGGGAAAUUUAAGCUUAAUUAAUCUGAUUUGCCUGAAUUCUCACCUUCACACCCCCAUGUACUUUUUCCUCUUCAAUCUGUCCUUCAUUGAUUUCUGCUAUUCAUUUGUCUUUACUACCAAAAUGCUGAUGAGCUUUUUUUCAGAGAGAAACAUUAUCUCUUUUUCAGGAUGCAUGACUCAGCUAUUUUUCUUCUGCUUCUUUGUCAACUCUGAAUGUUAUGUGUUGACAGCCAUGGCCUCUGAUUGUUAUGUGGCUAUCUGCAAGCCCCUCAUAUACAUGGUGACAAUAUCUCCUAAAGUCUGUUUUCUGUUGAUGUCUGGUUCAUACAUGAUGGGGUUUGCUGGUGCCAUGGUGCACACAGGAUAUAUGAUAAGGUUGAUAUUUUGUGAUUCCAACAUCAUCAAACACUACAUGUGUGACAUCUUCCCCCUGCUCCAGCUCUCAUGUAGCAGCACCUAUGCUAAUGAGCAGGUAGCUUCCAUUAUUGCAGGCACAGUUGUCAUAGUAUCUAGCCUCAUUAUCUUUGCCUCUUAUACUUUGAUUCUUUUCAAUAUUUUUCAUAUGACAUCAUCUAAAGGUUGGUCCAAAGCUUUUAUCACCUGUGGUUCCCACAUAAUAACUGUUAGUCUAUUCUAUGGGUUUGGAAUCCUUACUCAUGUCAAGCCAUACUCUGCUGAGUCUGUGGACCAGGAUAAAUUUUUCUCAGUGUUUUAUACCAAUGUGGUACCCAUGCUGAAUCCCCUUAUCUAUAGCCUCAGAAACAAGGAUGUCAAACUUGCUCUGAAGAAAACUCUGAAUAGAAUUAUAAACUGA
This is a messenger RNA of Orycteropus afer afer, 927 nucleotides long. Its product is annotated as olfactory receptor 143-like. Lineage: Eukaryota; Metazoa; Chordata; Mammalia; Tubulidentata; Orycteropodidae. The record is from RefSeq and is a predicted model, not a curated record. Gene Ontology annotation, biological process: sensory perception of smell; G protein-coupled receptor signaling pathway. Gene Ontology annotation, cellular component: membrane. Gene Ontology annotation, molecular function: G protein-coupled receptor activity; odorant binding; olfactory receptor activity.